AUGGCGAGGAUAUACGACGGAAAUGCUGUGGGAAUAGACCUUGGAACAACCUAUUCUUGUGUUGGUGUUUGGUUGGAAGAAAAGAACAGAGUUGAGAUUAUUCACAACGAUGAAGGCAAUAAAAUCACACCUUCCUUUGUUGCUUUUACCGAUGAUCAAAGGUUGGUUGGUGGUGCUGCUAAGGAUCAGGCUGCUAUCAACCCAGAGAACACUGUCUUUGAUGCCAAGAGGUUAAUUGGUAGGAAGUUUAGUGAUCCCGUUGUUCAAAAUGAUAUAAUGUUGUGGCCAUUCAAGGUUAUCUCUGGUGUUAAUGACAAACCUAUGAUUACUGUUAAGUACAAGGGUCAAGAAAAGAACCUAUGUGCUGAGGAAAUAUCAUCUAUCAUCCUCACAAACAUGAAGAAGAUUGCAGAGACAUAUUUGAAAUCACCUGUUCAAAAUGCAGUUGUGACUGUGCCUGCUUAUUUCAAUGAUUCUCAGCGAAAAGCCACCAUGGAUGCUGGUGCCAUUGCUGGCCUUAAUGUUAUGAGGAUAAUCAAUGAACCCACUGCUGCAGCUAUUGCAUAUGGCCUUGACAACAAAGGUAACUGUGAUGGUGAACGAAAUAUUUUUGUGUUUGAUCUUGGUGGUGGGACUUUUGAUGUGUCUCUCCUCACAAUUAAAGGUGAUGUCUUUGAAGUUAAAGCAACCGCUGGAAAUACUCACCUUGGGGGAGGGGACUUUGAUAACAGAAUGUUGAACUACUUUGUUGAGGAAUUUAAGAGAAAGAACAAUGUGGAUAUUACUAAGAACCCAAGAGCUUUGAGGCGGUUAAGAACGGCAUGUGAAAAGGCAAAAAGGACACUUUCUUUCAAAUUGGUCACUACUAUUGAAAUUGAUUAUUUAUGUGAGGGCGUCGAUUUCUCUUCAUCAAUCACGCGUGUCAAGUUUGAGGAAAUCAAUAUGGACCUUUUUAAUGAGUGUAUAAAUACUGUUGAGAGUUGUCUUACCGAUUCUAAGAUAGAGAAGAAUGGUGUAGACGAUAUUGUCCUUGUCGGUGGCUCGUCCAGAAUUCCCAAAGUACAGGAACUAUUGAGUGACUUCUUCAAUGGGAAAGAUUUAUGCAAGAACAUCAAUCCUGAUGAGGCUGUUGCUAGUGGGGCUGCAGUUCAGGCUUCUUUGCUGUGUAAAGACUUUAAGAAAGUUCCAAACUUGGUGCUGCGAGAUGUUACCCCUCUGUCACUUGGUAUCUCAGGCCAUGGAGAUAUUAUGGCUGUGGUUAUUCCUAGGAAUACUACUGUACCUGUCAAAAGGCCACAUGAAUGUGGUACUGCUAAAGAUAACCAAUCCUCAGCCCGAAUUAAGGUUUAUGAGGGUGAGAGAGCAAGAGCUAGUGACAACAAUCUGCUUGGCUUUUUUAAUCUUUCGUGCGUCCCGGGUGCUCCUCGUGGGCAUCCCUUUGAGGUAUGCUUCACCAUCGAUGAAAAUGGUAUCCUAACUGUUUCUGCGAAGGAAAUAUCCUCUGGCAAUACAAACGAAAUAACGAUAACCAAUGACAAAGAAAGGUUAUCGGCUGAUGAAAUUAAAAGACUGAUUCAAGAAGCAGAGGUGUACCUCGCUGAGGAUCAGAAAUUCCUAAGGAAGGCUAAGGUAAUGAAUUCAUUAGAUGAUUGUGUUUACAAGUUAAGGAAUGCUCUAAAGAAUAAGGAUAUUAAACUAAAGUGCUCUUCUCAAAAAGUUAAAAAGAUCAAUCAUGCAAUUACAAUGGCUACAAAUUUGCUUGAUAAGAAUAACCAGGAGAAUGACAUAGAUGUUCUUGUGGAUCAUCUGAAGGAGCUUGAGAGCAUGUUGGAAGACCUUUUGGUCAAGAGUGGCUAGUUUUCUUUCCAAGAAGUUAGAUUUUUAAAUGUUGUCUUGCU
Molecule: messenger RNA, 1898 nt
Organism: Medicago truncatula (barrel medic)
Lineage: Eukaryota; Viridiplantae; Streptophyta; Magnoliopsida; Fabales; Fabaceae
Product: heat shock cognate 70 kDa protein
Exons: 2
Coding region: 1-1857 (618 amino acids)
Molecular function (GO): ATP binding; ATP-dependent protein folding chaperone
Source: RefSeq, a predicted model, not a curated record